Messenger RNA from Spirodela intermedia, 1994 nucleotides. The record is from the annotation of a GenBank genome assembly. NCBI's taxonomy places the organism in Eukaryota, Viridiplantae, Streptophyta, Magnoliopsida, Alismatales, Araceae.
AUGAGGGGGCACCUGACGCAGAAGGUGGACGUGUUCGGAUUCGGCGUGCUGGCCCUGAAGAUCGUCUACGGCAGGCUCAACGCGGACACGAGCCUACCGCAGGACGAAUUCUAUCUCCUCGAAUGGGCGCGUGGAAAGAGGGUGGAGAAAAAAACCUUUCCUUGUUUGAGGCGGGUAGAUGAUGACGCUUGGUUUUCUCUCUUUCUGUCUCUACCCAGGCGUGGCGGCUGCACCAGAGCAAUCGGGAGCUGGAGCUGGUGGACCCGUCGCUUCCUGGUACAACGAGGAGGUGCUCGCGGUAAUCGGCGUGGCGCUGCUCUGCACACAGACGGCGCCGUCGCUGCAGCCGCCGAUGUCGCGGGUGGUGGCGAUGCUCACCGGCGACGUGGAGGUGGGGAAGGUGUGGUCGAAGCCUGGGUACCUUGCCGACUGGCAGUUCAGCGACCUUAAUACCGCCUUCGCCAGCAGGGACUACCUCGGCCCAGACCAGUUGUCCGCAAGCACCAGCCAGGUCAACGCACCGUCGCGUCCGAGCAACAUGAUCUUGCCCAGGCUGGCCGACGCGAUGUUCCACGAUGUCAUCGGCGGGGGGAGGUGACCCCCAGGCUGCUUUGUCACACCGGUGGACAGGAAUACACACCUCUCUUGCUUCACCCCGUGCGGCGUUGGUCGUCGUUGCGACACCAAAAGUUUUUUGACUCGCAGGGGAGUAAUAAUCUUAUUGCUUUGGUGGCGCAGGUUCUUAUUGUGGGCCCAACCACGACUCUCUUUAGGUGUGUGACAUUAUCCCCUAUAUCUCAAAACCCAAUGUCCUCGUCAUACAAAGCUUCUUAUGGUUGGUACAAAGUCUGAUCUCCAAGAGUGCCUCAAUGAAUAUAUAUUUGACUCUCAUGCUUUUGAAUCCUUUAAUUUAGAUGAAUUUAUCUCAUAAAAUUAUUGCUUUAUUUAUUACUGUGAUAAAUAUGAAUAUUCACAAGAAUUGACACUCAUAGUUAUUGAUACAUUAGAUUUAAUGAGAUUGUUGAAGUAAAAUAAAAGCGUGAAAGCCUAUCCAUCAUACUAGUUUUCUAUGAUACAAAAUCAAUACUUUUGAUUAUAUUGAUGUUGAAUUACUUGAUCAAAUUUGAACUCUUUAAAAGGGUACUUGUAAUUUUCAGAGUAUUAAUAAAUAUUAAUUAAAAUAUAAUCUUAAAAUAUCAUUUCAUUGAAAUGAUGGUUUGUAUUGAAAUCAAGAGUUACUAUAACUACUUUAUAUUCAUAAUUUAUUUGAAGCAAUUUGGAUUAAUUUUGAAUGUAAAUUCAGUACUUUAUUUCAACUGUAUUUUGGUUCUAUUUUAAUAAUAGCAGAUUCCUAUCGAAGAGCAAAUAAGUUUUGGAUAUAUAGAUGAGCGCCUAACAGUCAUGCAUAUUGGUUUUACAUUCGAGGACAUCCAAAUCCAUUUGAAUUUUUAACUAUUUUUAGGAUUUUAACAUUGAGAAAAUAUGAAAAAUAGAGGAGGUUUUUUGGAUCAUAAUUACUUAUAAAUUCAACCUCUCUCAAAUAGUUAAUUUAUUAAUGACAAUCAUCUCCAACUUGUUUACUUUUUGAAGAAUCUUUCUAACAUUUUAUGCAAAGAAUUAUGUGUAAAUUAGAGUAGUUCCUUGAACCUUGGUCCAAUGUCAAGAAGACCACCAGUCAAGGAAAAAGAAUUGAUUGAAAACCAAUUAUCAUCUAUGUAAUUGAAGUACUGAUGUCUUUCAUAUUAUCAUAGCUUCAUAUGAAGAGGAGAAACAAAAUCAAUCAUAAUUUAACAUAUAGUUCAUCAUUUUUUUAUGAUGAUAUUCCUAAGUCAAUUCUAAAGUCAACAUGAACUACCAGAAAUUUUCUAUGAUAAUAUUCUUCCAAAUUUUGUUUGAGAAUAACUUAUAAUUGAAUAUUAUUUUAAUCACUCAAGGGAUCUGAUCUUUGUAAUCAAUAGUGUACCUUUUACAACCAAGCACACAGCUACAAUUGA